UUUACUGUUUCUAAGUUUUUAUUGUUGCACUCGUUGUAUUCUCAUGUUAGCCUUUCUGGAAGGCAUCAAUUCAAUCUGCAUUUAUCUCCUGAUUAAUUUCCAUAAGUGAAAGGGACACAUUUGUUUGUUCAUUUACCUUUAAACUUUCAUUCUCAAACACACCUUUAUGUAUAUUGUAUAUUUUCUGUGAUAUCAGUUUUAUAGAAUUAAAGAUAUAUAAUGGGGAGAAUAGCACAGUCUCCAUUUGUGUUGAAGAUAUUUUCUUACACUGAGACUUAUAUACAUCAAUUUGCACUUUUACUUUUCAACUUAACUGAACCAUGGAGGAAGGGGUGAGUGAAGAUAUGUGAUAGUUUUUCUUCUACUAUUUUUAAACCUAAAAUGCACCAUUGCUUUUUGUUGCUCUGUUAUGUAUUUGUAAUUGGUUCUUAAUAACAUCUUGGUUUGAUAUCUGUAAAGAUCUUCACGUGUUAGUUUAACCUUUUUUUAUUGAACCAUCACAACAAGGAGUGACCUGCAGUUUGUGAGGGAUUAUGAGCCUUACACAGACCAUGUCCAGCAUCUCAGUGCUUUAUGGAGCAGCUAGUGCUGGAAAGUCUAAUUUUUAUUGACAUAGAAAAACAUAUGAGAAACUGUUCAUAUGCAAGUGCCAUUUUAUAACAGAAUUUUCCUUUUUUCAGUAUGCAAAAAACACAAAGAGAUCAGCUUUACAGACUGACCAGUUAGUAGCAUGGGCACAGGAACCUUUGAGGUCAGGGGAGCCCUGGGCCAGAGCCUCCAUAGCUGUUAAUUUUGCUUGUUUGAAAAUCAAAAAUGACCACAAAAAGACAGCAAAACAGUCACAAAGAGACAAGGAUCCUUCAAACAAACUUUUCUGGUUAGAAGAUAAUAUGCUACGUCAUUGGAAAUAUGGUCUUAAAAGAAGAUCAAGAGAUUGUAGCCUAUAUGGGCCAGAAAAAGAUACAAUGACUGGUGGUUUGAUUUAGCUUUAUAGACUCAGUCACCGAUCAAGUGAUAGUUUUAGUCGUUUUUCAAGCAAGGAUUCCAAACAUUUGCCAGAUGUGAUUAUUUUCUGCCUUUCUUACCUGGUUAUAAACUGAAGAUUUGAAUGAAGUCAGCAAUCUGAACAACGUCUGUUUCCUGUUCAAAGUUCAGUUUCACUUUCACUGAUCACCAUCGUGCGUCUUCUUCUCUCUAUUUAAAGAUGAAGGCAGAAAGUGUGUGUGAGCUGAUGUGGAUGUAAAUUCAGCAGCAUGGAUCAAUGUGAGGACAGAGAGGAGGGAGUCCUUUUGUGUGGGGAACAUGAGAGCCAGACCAGAGCUCAGAGUCUGGAGCAGCAGCGCAUGCCAGACUCUGCUGAACCUGGACCCAGCUGUGUGUCCCUCAAGAGUGAUAGGUCAAAGGAUAUUUAUAUGAAUUUUAAACAAAGAUGCUCAUCUGACAAAAGGUUGCAUCACAGACCAGACUCUUUUGGAUCAGGACUCAGCUGUCAAUCUCUCAGGAGUGACUGCUCAAAGGACAUUUAUGUUAACUUUACUCAAAAAGCUCUAUCUCACAAGAGGAUGUAUCAGAGACCCGUCUCUUUUGGAUCUGAGCCCAGCUGUUUGUCCUUUAAGAGUGAUCAGUCAAAGGAUAUUUAUGUUAACUUUAAACAAAGACCUUUAUCUGACAAAAGGACAUAUCAGAGACCAGACUCUCCUGGACCUGAACCCAGCUGUGUGUCCCUCAGGAGUAACGAGUCAAAGCAUUUUUUUAUUGACUUUAAAGAACAACCUACCCAUGCUGACCAGAGAGUCAACCAGGAGAACUCAGAGGUUCCCAGGGAUCAGUCUGCCCAGCAGCAUCAAACACAACUGGACUCCAUCUUUAUGGUGCUGGAGGAGAACAUUGUCACUUUUGUGAAGAAUGAGCUUAAGAAGAUCCAUAAGGUUCUGAGUCCAGAUUACCCAGAAUGCUUAGAGAGUCAGAUAGAGGAUGAGGAGGUUUUGGACAAUGAGAAUGAAGAGCAGCGGAGGAGCAGCAGAGAGGGAUUUUUGAAGAUCACACUGAACUUUCUGCGGAAAAUGAACCAGGAGGAGCUGGCUGACUGUCUGCAGAGCAGACAUCUUGCUGCAGUUUGUCAACGUAAACUUAAAUUUAACCUGAGGAAGAAGUUCCAGUGUGUGUUUGAUGGGAUUGCUAAAGCAGGAAACCCAACCCUUUUGAAUCAGAUCUAUACAGAGCUCUACAUCACAGAGGGAGGGACUGGAGAGGUCAAUGAUGAACAUGAGGUCAGACAGAUUGAAGACAGCGUUCAGGAAACCAAACAGCAAGAAACAACAAUCAGACAAGAAGACAUUUUUAAACCUACACCUGGAAAAGAUAAUCCAAUCAGAACAGUGAUGACAAAGGGAGUGGCUGGCAUUGGGAAAACAGUCUUAACACAGAAGUUCACUUUGGACUGGGCUGAAGAAAAAGCCAACCAGGACAUAAAGCUGACAUUUCCAUUCACUUUUAGAGAGCUGAAUAUGCUGAAAGAGAAAAAAUUCAGCUUGGUAGAACUUGUUCAUCACUUCUUUACUGAAACCAAAGAAGCAGGAAUCUGCACACUGGAAGAGUUCCAGGUUGUGUUCAUCUUUGAUGGUCUGGAUGAGUGUCGACUUCCUCUGGACUUCCACAACACUGAGAUCCUGACUGAUGUUACAGAGUCUACCUCAGUGGAUGUGCUGCUGACAAACCUCAUCAGGGGGAAACUGCUUCCCUCUGCUCGCCUCUGGAUAACCACACGACCUGCAGCAGCCAGUCAGAUCCCCCCUGAGUGUGUUGACAUGGUGACAGAAGUCAGAGGGUUUACUGACCCACAGAAGGAGGAGUACUUUAGUAAAAGAUUCUGUGAUGGGGAACAAGCGAGCAGGAUCAUCUCGCACAUCAAGACAUCACGAAGCCUCCACAUCAUGUGCCACAUCCCAGUCUUCUGCUGGAUCACUUCUACAGUUCUGGAGGAUGCGUUGAAAACCAGAGAGGGAGGAGAGCUGCCCAAGACCCUGACUGAGAUGUACAUACACUUCCUGGUGGUUCAGUCCAAACUGAAGAAUGUGAAGUAUGAUGGAAGAACUGAAAUAGAUCCACACUGGAAUCCGGAGAGCAGGAGGAUGAUUGAGUCUCUGGGAAAACUGGCUUUUGAGCAGCUGCAGAAAGGAAACCUGAUCUUCUAUGAAUCAGAUCUGAUAGAUUGUGGCAUCAAUAUCAGAGUAGCCUCGGUGUACUCAGGGGUGUUCACACAAAUCUUUAAAGUGGAGAGAGGGCUUUACCCGGACAAGGUGUUCUGCUUUGUCCACUUGAGUGUUCAGGAGUUUCUGGCUGCUCUUCAUGUCCAUUUGACAUUUGUUAACUCUGGUGUUAAUCUGCUGUUAGGAAAUAAAUCAGCCUCCUGGUGGUGUAAACUGUCUAGAGGCAAAUCUGAACUGACAUUUUUCUAUCAGAGUGCUGUGGACAAGGCCUUACAGAGUCCAAACGGACACCUGGACUUGUUCAUCCGUUUCCUCCUGGGCCUUUCACUGCAGACCAAUCAGAAUCUCCUACGAGGUCUGCUGAAAAAGGCAGAAGGUAGCUUACGGACCAACCGGGAAACAGUCCAGUACAUCAAGAAGAAGAUUGAAGAGACUUCCUCUGCAGAGAAAAGCAUCAACCUGUUCCACUGUCUGAAUGAACUGAAUGAUCGUUCUCUAGUGGAGGAGAUCCAACAGUCCCUGAGAUCAGGAAGUCUCUCUACACAUAAACUGUCUCCUACUCAGUGGUCAGCUCUGGUCUUCAUCUUACUGUCAUCAGAAAAAGAUCUGGAUGUGUUUGACCUGAAGACAUUUUCUGCUUCAGAGGAGGCUCUUCUGAGGCUGCUGCCACUAGUCAAAGCCUCUAAAAAAGCUCUACUGAGUGGCUGUAACCUCACAGAGAGAAGCUGUGCAGCUCUGUCCUCAGUUCUCAGCUCCCAGUCCUCCAGUCUGAGAGAGCUGGACCUGAGUAACAACAACCUGCAUGAUUCAGGAGUGAAGCUGGUGUGUGCUGGGCUUGAGAGUCCACACUGUAUUCUGGAAACUCUGAGGCUGUCAGGCUGUCUGGUCACAGAAGAAGGCUGUGCUUCCCUGGCCUCAGCUCUGAGCUCCAACCCUUCCCAUCUGAGAGAGCUGGACCUGAGCUACAAUCACCCAGAGGACUCAGGUGUGACGCUGCUGGCUGCUGAACUGGAGGAUCCAAACUGGAGACUGGACACCCUCAGGGUGAAGCCCAGUGGAGUCCAAUGGUUAAGGCCAGGUCUGAGGAAGUAUUUCUGUGAACUCACUCUCGACACAAACACAGUAAACAAUGAGAUCAAACUGUCUGACAACAACAGGAAGGUGACAUAUGUGAGAGCAUACCAGUCAUUUCCUGAUCAUCCAGACAGAUUUGACUACUGGCCUCAGCUGCUGUGUGGAAAUGGUCUGACCGGUCGCUCUUACUGGGAGGUGGAGUGGAGAGGAGAGGUUCAUGUAUCAGUGAGCUACAGAGAAAUCAGGAGGAGUGGAGACAGUAAAGACUGCGUGUUUGGAGAGAAUGAUCAGUCCUGGAGUCUGGCCUGCUCUGAUCUUGGUUACUCUGUCUUUCACAAUAACAGGAAAACAUCUCUCUCCUCUCCCUCCUCUGUCUCCAACAGAGUAGCAGUGUAUGUGGACUGUCCUACUGGCACUCUGUCCUUCUACGCGGUACCAGAGUGUGUCAGAGUUUCCUCUGACACACUGUCCUCUGACACUCUAUCCUGCUGGCAGUGUGUCACCUCUGAAACACUGAUCCACCUCCACACCUUCAACACCACAUUCACUCAACCUCUUUAUCCUGGGUUUGGGUUUAGGUUCUGGUACAAGUCUGGUUCCUCAGUGUCACUGUGUUUAUUGUAGAAAGGAGCAACCUCUUGUUAGAGAAACAUUCUCACUGUUGAACAGAUAGUUCAGUUUGUACAUUUAUAUCACUUAUAAACACAUUUCCAGAUUAUUUUUUUAAAAUCUGCUUAUUUGUAAAUAAUUCCUUGUAAAUUACUUUCUCUUUCCUUCUGAUCAUCAUUUUUUUGUCUUUUGACAAUAAAAGAAUCACUGUGAA
Lates calcarifer (barramundi perch) is the source of this 5106-nucleotide messenger RNA. Its product is annotated as NACHT, LRR and PYD domains-containing protein 3-like. Gene Ontology annotation, molecular function: protein binding. The record is from RefSeq and is a predicted model, not a curated record. NCBI's taxonomy places the organism in Eukaryota, Metazoa, Chordata, Actinopteri, Centropomidae.